This is a messenger RNA of Letharia columbiana, 1167 nucleotides long. RefSeq lists its product as uncharacterized. The coding region runs from base 1 to 1167 and encodes 388 amino acids. The record is from RefSeq and is a predicted model, not a curated record. NCBI's taxonomy places the organism in Eukaryota, Fungi, Ascomycota, Lecanoromycetes, Lecanorales, Parmeliaceae. Gene Ontology annotation, cellular component: 90S preribosome; nucleus. The transcript has 6 exons.
AUGUCAGAAAAGUCGAAACCCUCUUUAAGCGCUUUGCCAAAAUCCAAGGUACCGGCUACUACUAUCAGACUCAAAUCGCCCUUUCGCACCGCAAAGCGGAAACGCAACGACGGCGAAGACCAUGAUCUUGAGGCUGUUGUCGACAGUUCAGCGAAGCAAAAAAAGUCCAAGAAAUCCAAAAAGACUAAAGCGGAUGAGGAUCAUAAUCUUGAUCUAGACCAAGGUCUUAACCUAGCCAUCGCGAAGUUGGACAAUCGAUUAUUAGCGGACUACGUCGCCAAACGAACCAAGCGCUUUUUCCCAGAUCUCAGCCUUGUGGAGCUCGAGGACAGAUACAUCUCAGAGACAGCCUUCCAUGAUACCACAUCAUGGGAGAAGCCAAGAACUUUGCAGGACAUGCCAAGCUUCCUUGAGCACUACAAUCCGAGAGCAGCAGGAAAUAUGGCUCUCUCUUCGGCAUCAAAAAAACUGGGAAGCCCACAUACUCUUGUGAUCACAUCUUCUGGUCUACGUGCUGCGAAUAUCACUAGAGCCUUACGCCUCUUUCAGACAAAAGACGCUGUGGUGGCAAAACUCUUUGCCAAACAUAUCAAGCUGAAAGAGGCAGUAGAUUAUGUCAGGAAAACAAGGAUGGGAAUUGGGGUUGGUACUCCUUCUCGAAUCAUCGACCUUUUCGACUCAGUAUGCGUGUCGAAAUGUUGGGAAAAUUCCAAAUACGUCAGCACCUGUGUCCAAGCCAAUGAGACCCAAUGCUUGUGCGAGGACGCUGAGUUUCAGAGCGUGGUGCUUCAAUGUCUCUACUCUCAAUGCCAGACUACUCAAUUCGGCUCCGCCCUUCACCAUACCCUCUCGGUAUGCACUGAUUCUGGGAUGGAUAACCUCGAUGCCUUGCCUCCUCUCCUCCGUCACCAAGGUCUACGCAAGCGCGGAAGCCCAAGCAUUGGCUAUGCAUCAGGUCAUCUCUCAGCAUCAGCCAUCCACUCUGUGGCUCGUCGCUCUGUCGAUGCUUCGGCACAUGUCAAUGCUCGUCCGACACGCAGCGUCAGCCACCUUCCCACCCACACGCAUGACUUGCCGAUGUCACUGCCAGUGGCUACUUCUACACCUUUAAGCGCUGCCAACAUGAAUAGCACCAGCGUGUUAGCCCCCUCAACAAAGGCUUCCUAG